UCGACAGGUAGGUAUAUAUUCGCUACGGUUGAAAGCAUGCUCGACACUUAACUGAAUUAUACAUACAUCGACUUUCCUCCCGAUGACACAAAACAUUGACCUUUCGCAACGAUCACAACCAUGGCACGCACCGUCCGUCUAGGCGUCAUUGUCCCAUCAUCCAAUACGGCCCUCGAACCACUAACCUCAUCCAUCAUAUCAUUCAUCCAGGACCCCAACCUUGAAAUCACAGUCCACUACUCGAGAUUCCGAGUGACAACGAUCUCCCUAGCCGACGACGCAAAUGCCCAGUUUCAACUUGACCCCAUGUUAUCUGCCGCCCAACUCCUCGCCGAUGCAGAAGUCGACGUAAUAGGCUGGAGCGGUACGUCCUCAGGCUGGCUGGGCUUCGACAAGGAUGAGAUCCUAUGCAAGGCGAUCCAAGAUGCCACCGGUAUCCCAGCGACAAGUUCAAUUAUAGCGCUCAAUGAGCUACUCGGCAAGACGCACGCCCAAAGACUAGGACUGGUGACGCCGUACGAGAAGAACGUCAACGACGCGAUCCGCAAGAAUUACGCUAGCAUAGGCUACGAGAUCACCGAGCAGCGUGAACAGCAUUUAGGAAAGACCAAGAAUACCGAGUUUGGGCUCGUGUCCGAAGCCCAGAUCGGCGACAUGGUGGCUCAAGUUGCCGCCCAGAACGCAGAUGUGGUCACCGUCUAUUGCACCAACUUACGCGGUGCGCGUGCAGCGGUCGAGUGGGAGAGAAAGCAUGGCAUCACGGUUCUUGACAGCAUCGCGACCACUGUCUGGGGCAUGCUGCACAAGGUCAACGUCCAUCCUUCGGCCGUGAAGGGUUGGGGUGCGAUAUUCGAGCUUGAAUAGCUGCCACAAGAUGGAAUGAACGAGAAGACCGCAAGGGGGGGCUGCUCAACGACUGCCCUGCUCGAGCGAACGUCGUGAGGGACAGUUCUCCUGCAUCUGGCCUGUGUAUGUGUGGUAAGCGAGACACUGUUACGCUCGUCCCGAGAGCGAUUGACUAGGAAACAGACACCCUACUAGAACAUGGAAUGGGAGCCAGGA
Exophiala viscosa is the source of this 1062-nucleotide messenger RNA. RefSeq names its product Asp/Glu/hydantoin racemase. The transcript has a single exon. The record is from RefSeq and is a predicted model, not a curated record. NCBI's taxonomy places the organism in Eukaryota, Fungi, Ascomycota, Eurotiomycetes, Chaetothyriales, Herpotrichiellaceae. Bases 121 to 864 code for a protein of 247 amino acids.